GAUUUUUCUCUCUGUGGUUGGUAUCGAAAAUAUAGCAGCCAGCCACCACAAUAGUAUCUCUUAUCACACAGUCUUACAUUACACACUUUCUCAGAAAACUCCUCCUAUUCUCAUUGAAUUUACGACCUCUACCCUCCUCUUCACAGCUCGAGUGACCUGAAAAUGACUGAGCCGGUGGCGUUCGACAACGACGAGGAGCGCUCGCUGUUGUCGGAGCCCAACAUUACUGUUGACCGGCCGUGGCGGUUGAACUUCGAUGGGUUUCAGGUAUCCACUGACCACCAGGACAAAAAGCCUCCUCGUGGACUCCAUGACUGCUGUCUUGGGGUUUUAGGUCCUGAAGAUAAUGUGGCUGAGUACUAUCAGCAGCAGGCAGAAAUGCUCGAGAGCUUUAAUGAAAUGGAUAAGUUAACAGAACAUGGUUCUCUUCCUAGGAUGUCAAAGGAAGAGAAGGACAAGUUGGCUAGAAGUGAAACGUUUGCUAUUAGGAUAUCAAAUAUUGCAAACAUGUUUCUCUUUGCGGCUAAAGUCUAUGCAUCUGUCCGAAGUGGUUCCUUAGCCAUCAUUGCAUCCACAUUGGACUCACUUCUUGAUCUUCUGUCUGGCUUCAUCCUGUGGUUUACAGCAUUCUCCAUGAAAACACCAAAUCCAUAUCAAUAUCCUAUUGGGAAGAGACGUAUGCAGCCAUUGGGGAUCCUUGUAUUUGCCUCUGUCAUGGCAACCCUUGGACUGCAGAUAAUCUUGGAGUCAAUACGCACACUGUUAUCUGAUGAGAGUGAUUUCUCAUUGACCAAAGAGCAAGAGGAAUGGGUUGUUGGUAUUAUGCUCUCUGUGACUUUGGUAAAACUCGGUCUGGUUCUUUAUUGCCGUUCUUUCACUAAUGAGAUUGUCAAAGCUUAUGCCCAGGACCACUUUUUUGAUGUUAUCACCAACGUUAUUGGACUCAUUGCUGCUCUCCUUGCUAAUUAUAUUGAUGAUUGGAUGGACCCUGUUGGAGCUAUCAUUCUGGCUGUGUAUACCAUCCGUACAUGGUCAAUGACAGUGUUGGAAAAUGUGAACUCCCUCGUGGGAAGAUCAGCUGCUCCAGAGUAUCUACAGAAACUGACAUACCUCUGUUGGAACCACGACAAGGCCAUAAAACAUAUCGAUACAGUCCGGGCAUACACCUUUGGCUCUCACUACUUUGUGGAGGUUGACAUAGUCUUGCCAGCAGACAUGCCCUUGCAAAAGGCUCACGACAUUGGGGAAUCCUUGCAGGAGAAGCUUGAGCACCUGCCUGAGAUCGAGCGUGCCUUUGUACAUCUCGAUUAUGAGUACUCGCACAAACCUGAGCAUGCUCAGUCACACCACUAGGAAUAAGAAGUAAAUCUAAUAUUAAAUCUGUUAAAAGUUUUGUUUCUUGCUCUUUUUUACACUCAGCUACAGGUUCUUGACUUCAAUCUGAAGCUGUAAGAAUCAUGUAGAAAAUUGAUUACAAGUGUACAUUCAGUGAAAUUGUCUAAUACUUUGGUGGAACAUUUGUUAGCUGGGGAGCUAACUUGCCCUGGGCAUCUGCUUAGGGCUAUUGGCCUUUUGCAACUUUAAAGGUAACCCAUUACCCAAGCCAA
Messenger RNA from Quercus robur (English oak), 1607 nucleotides. Its product is annotated as metal tolerance protein 11. Gene Ontology annotation, biological process: monoatomic cation transport; transmembrane transport. Gene Ontology annotation, molecular function: manganese:proton antiporter activity. The record is from RefSeq and is a predicted model, not a curated record. The transcript has 6 exons. Lineage: Eukaryota; Viridiplantae; Streptophyta; Magnoliopsida; Fagales; Fagaceae. The coding region runs from base 163 to 1353 and encodes 396 amino acids. Gene Ontology annotation, cellular component: membrane.